Messenger RNA from Dendronephthya gigantea, 8638 nucleotides. RefSeq names its product tetratricopeptide repeat protein 28-like. The transcript is spliced from 4 exons. Bases 1394 to 6079 code for a protein of 1561 amino acids. Gene Ontology annotation, molecular function: protein binding. NCBI's taxonomy places the organism in Eukaryota, Metazoa, Cnidaria, Anthozoa, Malacalcyonacea, Nephtheidae. The record is from RefSeq and is a predicted model, not a curated record.
GUGGCCGUUGAUGCAGUUCACGGGUUGGCAAAUAGCAUUGAAUAAAAAGGAUAAAUAUACAUUCAUAGAAGUAUCAGACAGUCGUAGAACUAGGAGGAAAGCAACGAUCAAACCGAAAGCGAACCACAAAGGCUAUGCCUUGAAUCUUAGCUCCUCAACGGCUGCUAUUGUACUAUCAAUUAUUUAUCGAUGCUGUGAAAAAAAUACAGCUGGGGAUCAAAAACUGGCAUUUAUCGUGCAGAAAGGCGACCAAACAUGGCAAUGGCGACAUAAUUGAUGAAAUGUCAAGGGACACAAAAAUGAAAAAAAUAUUACAUGGCACUACUUCAAGACCCAGAAAAUUGAUUGAAUAAUUCUUUAGUCCACUAGAAUCGUGUUAAAGUACAAUAUUUGGAUGGUGCUUGCGAUGCACGGCAAAAAACGGCGAUUAAAUUUGCAAAAUAUGGCUGAGAUCGUGUUCUGGCUGGGGGUCCUAGACUAAAAAGGGCGGCUUGUUUAAAAGAAUGCGGAUUGCACAGUGUUAUGAUAAGGCUGGUCAGAUGAGGGACGUAAAUAUCUGGACGUGCCUCCAAUAAUGCGCCUUUGUUAAAAUGCAGGGCCACUACUUGCAGAAUAAGUUUUGGAGUGUGUUGCUUAGAAAAUCGCCUGCAUCCAGUUGCCCCUUUGGAGGAUUGGCACCAGACAUUUCUCCAAAUUCAUAUCCGUGAAUCUGACGAGAUGCCGUUCAUAUCGAUGUCCUUCAACGAUUCUCAGUUUGUUCCUCAUUCACAAAUCUUCUGAAAACUUCCGUGAUAUCGAUAAACUUUAAAACGGGACAUUCUCAUGUUUGCAUGUUAGACAGCACAGUACCUGUCCAUUGGUUGAACGACUAUAGCGAAUACUGACAAUUCAUUGCAAACCGUGUUAGCAAAAUUAAAAGCCAUGCGAAUGUAUUACAAAGCCAUCAGUGCAUAAGUUCCUACAUCUGACAACCCUGCAGACUUGGGUAGUCGUGGCGUCAGUUUCACGUCAGCAGCGUUGUGGUGGAAAUAUCUAGUCUAGUUGGCUGAUCCAGAUGAAUGGCCACCUCAGAUCGUGAAAAGUACAAAAGCAACAAUUGAUGCAGAGAAGAAGGGGAAUAAUGGCCUCGACGAAUCAUCGAAGAGUUCGGCUUGAUUAAAACCAGGCAGUUGGUGAUUAGGCGUUGAGAUUCAAGCACAAUCCUUUCGAUAAGAUCCAGAGACCCUUAACAAUACAAGAGUUCUAGAUCAAGAGUUAUUUUGUGUCCGAAAAGCCCAAGAGCGGAAAGUUCGUGAAAGCGAAAGUUCGUGAAGAAUUUUGGAUUCCUCGGCAAUGUUUGCCUUCGUAAGCUGGCAAAGUCUGAAGUAAAGAUAACACUAGAAAAGGUAAGAGAAUGGAUUCGAAAUCUUCAAAAUCUGUCACGGCAAACAAUGAUCCGUUAGAAACAGCAAACAUCAAUCUCAACUUAGGUGAUACCCAUUUUAGAUUAGCAGAAUAUAAAAAGGCUAUUACCUAUUACAUUAAAUAUAGGGAAAUUUGCACUGAAAUUGGCAAUUUUCAAGGAUUAGCAAGUGCCUGUGAGAAACUGGGUGCUGCCUUUUCACACCUAGGACAGCAUGAAGAGGCUAUCGAGUAUUUUGCAACAAGUUUAGAAAUUUUCAUUCAAUUUGACAACCACUCAGGAGUGGCAAAUAACAAUGGCAAUUUAGGCACUGCCUAUUAUAGUUUAGGAGAGCAUGAAAAAGCCAUUGACUAUCUGAAAAAAAGUUUGGAAAUCAGUGCUGCUAUUGGCGACAAGUCAGGAAUGGCAAAUAUUAAUGCGAAUUUGGGCAAUGUUUACCUUAGUUUAGGAGAACAUGAGAAAGCUAUAGACUAUUUCAAAAAUGGUUUAGAAAUGAAUAUUGCCAUUGGCGAUAAGUCAGGAAUUGCUGAUAACAAUGGCUAUUUGGGCAAUGUUUAUCUUAGAUUAGGAGAAUACGUAAAAUCCGUUGGCUAUUUAAAAGAAGGUUUAGAAUUGAGUACUGCUAUUGGUGAUAAGCCAGGUAUAGCAAAUAAAAAUUGCAAUUUGGGUAAUGCCUACCUUCGCUUAGGAGAAUAUGAGAAGGCUAUAGGCUAUUUUAACAAAGGUUUAGAAAUUAGUACCGCUUAUGGUGAUAAAUCAGGUAUAGCAACUAUAAAUGGCAAUGUGGGCAAUGUUUACCUUAUGUUAGGAGAAUAUGAGAAAGCCAUUGACUAUUUUAAGAAGAGUUUAGAAAUGCGAACUGCUAUUGGCCAUAAAUCAGGAAUAGAAAUUAUCCAUGGCAAUUUAGGCAAUGCUUACCUUAGAUUAGGAGAAUAUGAGAAAGCCAUUAGCUAUUACAGAAAAGGUUUAGAAAUGAGUACUGCUAAUAGCAAUAAGUCAGGAAUGGCAGCUAACAAUGGCAAUUUAGGUAAUGCCUACCUCUAUUUAGGAAAAUACGAGGAAGCCAUUGAAUGUUAUUUAAAAGGUUUAGAAAUGAGUACUGCUAUAGGCGAUAAGUCAGGAAUAGCGAUUAAAUAUGGCAAUUUGGGCAAUGCCUACCGUACUUUAGGCGAAUAUGAGAAGUCCAUGAACUAUUUCAAAAUAGCUUUGGAGAUGAGUAAAGCUAUUGGUGAUAAGUCAGGAAUUGCAACUAACAAUAGCAAUUUGGGCAUGGUCUACCAUAAUUUAGGACAAUAUGAGAAAGCUAUGGACUAUUUCAAAAAAGGUUUAGAGAUGAGUACUGUUAUUGGCGAUAAAUUGGGAAUCGCAAGUAACAAUAGCAAUUUUGGUGAUGCCUACCAUAGUUUAGGAGAAUAUAAAAAAGCCAUUGAAUAUUUCAAAAAAGGUUUAGAAAUGAGUAUCGCUAUUGGCGAUAAGUCAGGAACAGCAACUAACAAUGCCAAAUUAGGCAUGACCUACCUUAGUUUGGGGGAAUAUGCUGAGGCCAUUGACUAUUGCAAAAGAGGUUUAGAAACGAGUACUGCUAUUGGUGAAAACUUAGAAAUAGCAAGAAGCAGUGAAGGGUUAGGUAAUGCCUACCUCAUUUUAGGAGAGUAUGAGAAAGCUAUUGACUAUUUCAAAACGGGUUUAGCAAUUAGUACUGCUAUUGGUAAUAAGUCAGGAAUAGCAAGCAACAAUUGCUGUUUAGGAAAUGCAUAUCUUAAAUUAGGAGAAUGCGCGAAAGCCAUUCGUUAUUGCACAAAAGGUUUAGAAAUAAGUGCAGCUAUUGGCGAUAAGUCAGGAAUAGUAAACAACAAUACCAAUUUGGGUAAUGCCUACCGUGAAUUAGGAGAAUACGAGAAAGCUAUUGACUAUUUCAAAAAAAGUUUAGAAAUGAGUACUGAUAUUGGCGAGAAGUCAGCAGUUGCCACAAACAAUGGCAAUUUAGGCAAUGCCUACCUUAGCCUUGGAGAUUAUGAAAAAGCCAUAGACUCUUUCAAAACUAGUUUAGAAAUGAGUACUGUGAUUUGCGAUAAGUUGGGAAUAGCACAUAAUAAUGGCGGUUUAGGCAUCGCUUAUCUUAAAUUAGGAGAUUAUGAGAAAUCCAUUCACUUUUGCAGAAAAGGAUUAGAAAUGAGUACUUCUAUUGGUCAUAAGUCAGGAAUAGCAAGAAACACUGGCAAUUUGGCGAAUGCCUACCUUCGUUUAGGAGACUAUGUGAAAGCCAUUGACUAUUGCGAAAAAGGCUUGGAAUUGAGUCGUGCUAUUGGCAAUAAGACAGGAAUAGCAACUUGGAAUGGCAAUUUGGGCAAUACUUACCUUAGUCUCGGAGAGUAUGAGAAAGCUAUUGACUAUUACAAAAAGGGUUUAGAAAUGAGUACGGCUAUAGGGUAUAAGUCGGGAAUAGCAACAAACAAUAUCAAUUUGGGCAUUGCCUUCCUGAGUUUAGGAGAAUACGUGAAAGCUAUUGAUUACUUGGAAAAAGGUUUAGAAAUGAGUACUGAUAUUGGCGAUAAAUCAGGAAUCGCAAGUGCGCAUGGCAGUUUGGGCAGUGCUUAUAGAUGCUUGGGGGAAUAUGAAAAAGCUAUCGAUUAUCAAAAAAAGUGUUUGGAAAUUAGUACUGCUACUGGCGAUCAAACAAAAAUAGCAAUGGUCAAUGGCAAUUUAAGCAAUGCUUAUAGAUGCUUAGGACAAUAUGAAAAAUCCAUUGACUAUUCCAAAAAAAGUUUAGAAAUGAGUACUGCCAUUGGCAAUAAGUCUGGAAUAGCACAUAGCAAUUGCGAUUUGGGCAAUGCUUACCUUAGCUUUGGAGAAUAUGAGAAAGCUAUUGACUAUUACAGAAAGGCAUUAGAUAUUAGUACUGCUAUUAGCGAUAAAUCUGGAAUAGCCACUCAGAAUUGCAAUCUGGGAAAUGCCUACCUUCGUUUAGGAGAAUAUGAGAAAGCCAUUGACUAUUACAAGAAAGGUUUAGAAAUAAGCAUCGCCAUUAAUGAUCCGUCACUCUUAGCAAUUAAUAAAAGCAAUUUGGGAGCUGUACAUCGAUGUUUAGGGCAGAAUGAAAGUGCAAUAUCAUGUUUAGUGGAAUCUAUCAGCAUCUUUGACAAAAUAUUUUUAAACUCAGUACCAGACCAAAAUAAGUUGUCAUUCACUAAACAAUACUUUACCGACCAUGUAAUGAUGAUGAGUUGGUUUAUUUCUCUUGGGCGCAUUGAAUCUGCAUUAUUAGUCAUUGACCUCGGAAGGGCUAAAGAACUUCAUUGCUCCAUUGAAAGAAAAAAGAAAUCUUUGAAUACAAAAAUGUUCGAUUAUGCAAAUGCGGGUUGGAAGAGAAUCAAGAAUAGUGAAGAACAGGUAGAAAUAGAAGAAUUACAGAGCAUCCUCCAGGUAAGCAGCAACGAUACUUCCGUUAUAGUAUUUGCUUUCGAUUUGCAAGGUUUUCUCAAUGUUUGGGUGUUGAAUGAAGAAGUAAUCUUUAGAGUAUCAAAAUCAGAAGCACGAUUGGAGACAUUUGUGCAACUGAUAAGUGAAUUGUUCAGAAUGGUGAAUGUGAAUGUUAAUCGGGAUUCUUCGUUUUUCGAACUCGAUUCAGUGGCCAGUAUUGAUGAAAAAUCGAUUCUUCCUUUGGACGUUUUUAAAGAGAAAUCUCCGUCUAAAAAUAAUUUUGAGAAACCUUCUGUUGGUGAUGAUGAUUUAAACCAAGACGGUAUUUUGAAAACAUUGUUUAAACUGCUGAUUGACCCUGUAAGCGAUGUGAUUAAAGGCAAUAAGCUUAUAGUUGUUCCGGACAAGCAAUUGUUUUUUGCCCCAUUUUCGUCAUUGAUUGAUGAAAAUGGUUGUCAUUUAUCCCACAGUUACAGCAUUCAAGUUACGCCAUCAUUACACACUCUAAGAUUUAGCAUCGAACGCUCUCAAGAUCUGGGCCUUGGUUUUGCGUUGUUUGUUGGUAAUCCAACUGUUGGAACAGUUUCCUUAAAUGGAAAAGAAUUUUCACCCCCUGCCUUACCAAAUGCUGCUAGAGAAGUUGAAUGUCUUUCAAAGCUCUUCAAUGCUAGACCCUUAGUGGGGCGUGAAGCUAGAAAACAGGUUGUACUGGAUCUUUUAUCUGGGGCUAGCAUAAUCCAUAUCGCUGCUCACGGUGAACAACUUCGAGGUGAAAUAAUGCUUUCCCCUAACGUUUCCUCGACUCGGCCAUUUUCGACUCUUCCUUAUCCAGACGACUACCUCCUCUCGCAGAAGGAUAUUGUAAAUACUUCUUUGCUAGCUAGCUUGGUAGUUUUAUGCUGUUGCCAUACUGGGCAAGGUGAGAUUUCUUCCGAAGGUGUCGUAGGUAUUGCUCGGGCAUUUAUUGCAGCUGGCGCUCGCACUGUUCUCGCCACACUAUGGCCCAUUAGUGAUGAUGCCACGAAAGAGUUUAUGGAAGUAUUUUAUGGUGAGUUGUGCCAAGGAACAUCGGUUUGUGAAGCACUAAGAAAAACAAAGAAUCUCUUCCAAAAACACCAAAUCCAAGCUUACCGGUCUUACACAAUCUGGGCCCCAUUUACCAUCUACGGGGAGGAUGUGGUUUUUCAGAAACAUGACAUCGAAAAUAUAAGAGAUAAAUCACGUGACAUGUUCUCUUGUUUUGUUGUAUUACCCUGAAGUUUGUAAGUAUAAUAACUAUAUAGCUUUGUUUAGUCAGUAUCGGACUUGAAAUAUUCUGUUUUUUAAAUCCAUAUAAGUAGACAUUUCCUCUCUUCAAAGUGUGAUAGUGCGUUGUAAUAAAGAAAUACGAUUGGUAUGCAAUGUUGCAGUUAUCGCCAAACCGUAAGUAUAUAUCAGUUUCAAUUCAAAAUGUGAUUUCGUUAAGCCUUGUCCGCACUUUAGUUAAUUGCAAGAAUUCCCUAUCCCCAUUAUUUGCAUACUUAUUCGCUGGUCCCAAGAAGGGGAAUAGCAUUUUCUUGCAACUUGCAUGAACCAGGCUUUCGUCCCUUCGUUAUUGGCGUUGCGUAAGUUCUUGAAUUUCGGUCCUUAGGUAUCGGGCUAGUCAGGAUUAGAACAUUAACCUGCUUACUUCUCUUUAAUUCCCAAUAUGGAAGUUAAAUUUUAUUUAGGAUGUCAUUUCAAUGUCAAAACAAUACGCUAUAGCAAGCAGAUAUUCUAUUUUUUUUUCUCCACUCGUCAUCGGUUUACAAUAGUUAUAUUUUUGAAGAUAAGGGAGGUGGCUGCCUGUAUGAAAUUUUCACUGGUGGAAGCAGCACUUUAUUUGACUUUGCAGAUUAAACUUUUUGUGCAAGCAUUUGAACUUACAACCUAAUUCCCAGAAAUAAAUUUACACUUUUUUCAGGCAUGCGCUGACAGAGUAAAAAAAUUCACUUGGAGAAAAACAAUUGCAAGCUAACACCGUCCUGUUCAACGUUUCCGAGAUAUAUUUUGGUACAUGUAUGUGCAUGUAGAAAAUAAAGUGCAUGUAGCAAAUUAUAUCUGCAAAAGUUGACCUUCAAUAUUAUAAGUUUGCGAAAUUCCAGAUUUUUUUCCUACGAUAACACAAAAUAUUUAAUUUAUGUGCGACAGCUUCCAAUGUUAAGAAAUUUUAAGCAAACGUAAUUUAGUGAAAAACCUAAAAUUCAUUAUCAAUUGAUUUAAACUGAACAAAUCCUCCAUAGUAGAACCAAUAUACCAAUAGCUCUAUUUGCGCAGGUCAUUAAUGAAGUAUAUGCUUACAACUUCAAACUCUGCGAUGUUGUAACUUGAUACUUAUUUAUAGAUAAGAAAUAACAUAAACUUUAGCCAACAUUCUAAAACCUAGUGGACCGACAUCACGCGUACUGUAUUGAUAUGUUUCCGCAAUGAAGAAGGAAGUAAAAAUAUGUAAGGAUCAUCGAAGCGUUGUGAUAUGAAUUUGAACUUGCAUCACCGAAAACAUCGUUAAAAUCAUACGAAAUAAUUCAAUAUUUUGCCUUCUGUUGGAAAAAAGGAUAACAUGAAUCAAACCGAUGUACCUUCUACGUCUUAGUAGAACACUCGUGACAUUUGUUAUAACAAUUGUUGAAAGUCAUCAAGCGUCUUCACAGUUAUUUCAUAGGCGUAAAAAAAAUCGGGCAAAUUGAAACAAUAAUUGCUUGACAUACGAAAAUUAGAAAUCCGCAAGACUGCAAGAACAAUUACUUUACAUUUAAAAAAUGAACACACCUUCAACACAUCAUAUGGUAUACAAUGAUCAGUUGACUCACUGAACUAAAAAAGGGAAAGCAAUGAAAUCGAAAAAUGUUACCAGUGUUAAAGUAUUGGACAGGUGAAGUGUUGGGUAUUGUGAGAGUUCUUCAUUCGACUAGACGAUAUAUGCCCAUGCGCGUGUAUUUGUUGGAGAAAUAAUUAUACUAGAGUUGCACGAAAGCUCCUUCAUUUGUCGCUUCGUUUUUAUAAUCAAACGAAGCAAGUGGUUAUUGAUCUUGUGCUUUAAAUAAAUCAUCUUUACUGGUGCCUCGAAAUUUUGUACAAAUCGUAAUAAUAACUGGACCACGGAACGUGGAUUUGAAAAGCUUUUAUUUCAUCUAUAUACUGCGUGGAUCGUGUUCAAACAUUUUCAUUACAGGACGGAUAUAGCGACCAUGUGCAUACGGAUAUCCCGUUCAGUAGCGUUGUACGAGGAGAGACAUCCCAUAAGCAAGGAAGUGCGGAAAGAAUUGUGCCAGUCCACAAAAUGGUUGAAGAAUGUUGGUCGUAAUGUUUACAGAAAUUCAGUUAAACUUAAAUUUUCUUUUUUCAAAGAAUUAAUCGAAGAUGAAGGGUUUUAGAAUUGAGAAGAUGUAUCUAUGCACAUAUGUUUCCAAUGAUAAAGUGUGUUUCUUUCAUUCAUUUCAUCAAUUACAUUUAACCGAUGAAAAAUAAUUAUCUGCAUGUGCCUGUAUUACUGUCUCGUCAAAAGUUUUUGAAAGUGAGCCAUUGUUUAUGCUCAGCGUCUAUAUUCGUCUCGCAUUCUAACACCUUUUUAUCUUCCAAUACUUAAUGUCAUAUACUGCGAGAUGUUGCGAGGAAGAAUAUUACAGCAAAUAAUAAAAUAGUAUAGGUGGAAACAAUUGUUAUAACCUGCAAGCUUAUUUUGAAGCUUAAAAAGUUAAGGCCUUCAAUUAUUAACGAUAUAGAAUUACCGUAAAUUAUUAAUAUUGGACCCUAAAUUACCAAGUUAGCAAAUAUAAUUAUUUCUAUGUAGUACGUAUC